GGCUUGCCUGCAGCCGCCGGCCUCGACAUCGACGUCUCUGGGCGAACAGUACGCCGUGCAGUUCAGUCGAUGGACUUCCGGAUGUGUAUCGCAUGUUCCAAGCGAUAUACUUCGCCGAGAUUGAAGGAGACGCGAGUGGAGUACCGCCGAGUUAUGCUGGAAAAAUACCCCGAUGCAAAAGACUGGAGGCACAUCAAAUUCUCCGACGCAUGCCACUUUGGCUGGGGUCCUCAGGGUCGAGUCCACGUCAUACGACGAGCGUGGGAGCGUCAUUGCCCAGACUGCAUGCCGGCCGAGAAGGAUCAGAAGCGAUUACAUUGCUGGGCGGCAGUUGGAUACGACUUCAAGUCACAGCUUGUGUGGUAUGAUAUACCUGGCAACUCCAACGGCAAGAUGACCAUGCAGGUCUAUAGAGACCACAUCCUCGAGCCUGUGGUUGGUGGUUGGCUUCGCGAAGGCCAGUCGUUUGUUCUCGAGGAGGAUAAUGACUCUAGCCACGGUACAAGCAAGAGCAAUAUCGUACGCGCUUGGAAGGAACAGAGCAGCUUGGAGUCUUUCUUCAACUGCGCUCAGUCCCCUGAUUUUUCUCCCAUUGAAAAGGCAUGGCAGGGGCCGAAGCAGUAUGUAAAGAAGAGGCCAUGCUUGGGACGAUGAAAUCGUGAAGGAGCUAGCCGAAGAAGGCUGGGCGUGAAGAAACAUC
Messenger RNA from Parathielavia appendiculata, 700 nucleotides. RefSeq lists its product as uncharacterized. Gene Ontology annotation, molecular function: nucleic acid binding. The record is from RefSeq and is a predicted model, not a curated record. The coding region runs from base 70 to 654 and encodes 194 amino acids. The transcript has a single exon. NCBI's taxonomy places the organism in Eukaryota, Fungi, Ascomycota, Sordariomycetes, Sordariales, Chaetomiaceae.